Drosophila eugracilis is the source of this 4180-nucleotide messenger RNA. RefSeq names its product inhibin beta chain (gene Actbeta). Gene Ontology annotation, molecular function: growth factor activity; cytokine activity. Gene Ontology annotation, biological process: SMAD protein signal transduction. The transcript has 6 exons. The record is from RefSeq and is a predicted model, not a curated record. NCBI's taxonomy places the organism in Eukaryota, Metazoa, Arthropoda, Insecta, Diptera, Drosophilidae. Bases 826 to 3678 code for a protein of 950 amino acids. Gene Ontology annotation, cellular component: extracellular region.
UAUUGUUUCAUUGCUAAAAUAAAAGCAAAAUCAAUUUUAAUAUGUAAAAAUUUAAAGUAGAGUGUUCUUUUUGUAAUGUCUUCGCAGUAAACAAAUUAUGAAUAUUUUAGUUGGUUCUACAUAAUUUAACAACAUAUACAUACCAAUAUUCAAAAUUGGCAUAUAACCACCACAUAUUCGUUGAAUAGUGAACCACGUGUUAUUUGAUAUCUUGUAGGCGGUCAGUCUGGCGUCGUCUCGUCUCGACUUUGUCUGACGGCGUGUCGCCUUGUAAGCUUUAGUUUGGUUGAAGCAGACGUGAGAAUGUGUGCGGUGCUGAAAGUGUGGUCUGUCAGAAUAAGUGUUCCCUUCGGCAUUUCUGGUGAUGUGAAGGGUCUAUGCCUAAACUUUUUAAGUAAACAAUUUUCUUUUUUUAUUUGCUGAGUCAUUAUCAAAGAGCUUUACCUUUUUAAAGCAUUGUAUACGACAAGAAGGUUUUGGUAAUAUGUAUAUGUGUUAAAACCAACUUUUGCCAACGUUUUUUUUAAUCUGUUUCUUUUUUUUGGUUACUAAAAUUAUUUGUAAGAGUAAGAGCUACACAGGUUAUUACUGCAACAGAAAUACAUAUUAAUCUAACUUUCAAAUCCGUAAGCAACAGUAAUGAGUCUAUACUUAAGAUAUCCUUCAGGAGUUUGAAAUGUGGCAAAAAAAGGAAUAUACGCCGCUCCCAAAUAAAAAAUAUUUAUAAUGGAUUGGAAGUUGUAUACCAGGAAUAUAAAACUGCCAUAACUCGUACAUCUUUUAUGAGGCGCACUGCCGAAACUAAUUGUUUACCAAAUAUCAAAGAUGCGGUUUGCCUUCGACCCCAAUCAAUCGGAGGAGCCUUUUAAAGGCAACAGAUGCUUCUUCAAUUGUCAAUGCCUGUGCUGUCGACAGGGAUGCUGUGUUGUCGUUGUUAAAUGCUGCUGCUGCUUUAGCUUCAACUGCUGCAGCAACAUCAGCGGAUCCCGAAAAUCAUUUCUUCAACCGGCUUUAGCGCGCAAGAAAGUUCUUGAAACCGAGGUUGUAAGCAUAACAAAGCUGAUGGGAGCCGUUGUUGUGCUUGCACGCUGGGCGACUGCAUUAGCAACUAUUUUGACGAGAUGUAUUCUUCAGGAUAUUUUCUCGGUGCUUGGACAGUUUGUCAUCUCAGAUGGAAGCCGAUCCAGUAGUAGACCUGUACAUGUUUCGGCUCCUACGACACCUAACGAACCUUCCAGCAGCAAUGCGGUUAAAAAGCUAAAGAUAUUUUAUGGAUACACUUCAUACGAGAUAAAUAAUGAUCAGCAGAUGAAAUCCAACAAUCUCUGCACAAUACUAUGCAAUAGUCACAAUCGGAAGCGACAACGACGAAAACGGCGACGGCGCAGGCGCAGACGGCGUAGGCACAGAAAUAUGGCUAAACGGCAACAAGCACAACGCACAACACAAAAAAAAUCUCAAAUUGAUAAACUGGUUCAAAGGAAUGAUCAAGUCUAUCAACAAAGGCUUCGCCUUAGCGAUGACACGUGUCAAUCUUUAGAGGCAAAUUUUAAAGUGAGCCAAGGCAAAGUGUCAGAAGAAAAACUCGUAUGCCAGUCCGAAAGAAGCGUUUUAGUGUCUCCUCUACGGGAAAUAAUAUCGCCUUGGUCAUCAACACAAGGCUCAAUGCGUAAUUGCUCAAAGAAUAAACGGAAUAGAGCCAAUCUCAUUUGGCUUCUAAUUGGUCUCGUCUGGUUUGAAGUCAAACUAAUUAACUGCAAUGGAAUUAGCAGCAAUUAUUAUGCUUCCAAUUUAGAAACUCACAAAGGAUGCACCUUGUGUCAUGAAGGAGGCAAACUGAACAUUUACAACGAUAAAGAUAAUCCACACACAGACUACAACAUCUACAACAAAUACCAUACCAACAAUUUUUACAAAAAAAAAAAUUAUGAACUCCAUAACAACAUUGCACUGAGCGACCAAGUUCGCUUAGAGUCGAUAAAACGGCAAAUUUUGACAAAACUUGGCCUUAGCCACAAGCCUAAUGUAUCUCAUCCCUUACCUAAGCAAUUUAUAUGGGAAACAAUAUAUCGAGCCGAUGGUGGAAAAAUGAUUAUCAACAACCCAAGUGAGACCGGUGGUAAUGUUUUUGAUCAACAUAUUUCCAGACCACGCACCUUCAGAUUACACGAAAUAAGUAGGUUUAGCGGCCAGGGUGGAAGGACAUAUACUAGUCAUCAUCAAUUUCGGUCCCCGUUCGAGUAUACUUUUAACAUAAGUAAUCCCAAUGUGUAUGAAACAGACUUGAGAAAUCGUCCUGCAGAUCGAAGAAGACAUCAUAUGCAAAAAGACCAAAGAGAAAACGUAUUUACGAAGGGAUCGACAAAGAAGCCGAAAUUUAAAAUGAGUUAUAUUGCGUCGACGUCUACAACACUACUUAAAAGACAGAUUAGCAGUAUUACAAAGAAGCUAAAGAGUGGGGACGCAAAAAAAGUUAACGGCAAUGAAAUAAAUGCAAAUACGUUUAGAAAAUCUACAUAUCUGAUAGAUAUAAAUCGUAGUAGUGAUAAUAGCGCCAGUACUGGCACAAAUGGUGAGAUCAGGCGCAAUGUUUAUGAUUAUUUUAACGAUUACAGUGCUCAGACUGAUGAUAAAAACCAAUACCAUGAAAGCAAUGAGUAUCACCCAUUGGUCCGAAAUAUUGAAGAUAAAAAUCGUAAGCGGAAAUACGAUUCUCUUAUUCAUGACCAAGAAAAUGUUGAUCAUGAAGACUUCUUCGGAAAUACUCAGGAAAUAAUUACAUUUGCGGAAGAAGGAACACAAUAUCGAAAAUAUCGAAUACUCGAAUUUUCGCCACAAAACCGUGUUCCUAACCAAAAACUAUCCAUACGCAGCGCUCAGAUUCACAUACGGAUAGACAAACCACAUAGUUUCUGGAUCGAGAGAGCAAAAAAUUUACAGGAAGAACAUAUGCUGAAUACUAAACGGAAAUGGGCAAAUAAACUUCAUCAUAGAAUAAAAAUCUGGGUAUUUCAGUUAUCAACAGCAAUCAAUAUUACAGAGAAGGGAAUUGACAAGGCUAUCCUGUUCCGUGCAUCUUUUGAAGUAGACACUAAAAAUUUGGGAUGGCAAAAAUUCGAUUUAACCGAAACAAUCCGUGAGUGGUACGAUCAUAGCAGAAAUGAAAAACUACGAUUAUUGAUUGAUUGCACUGGAUGCGGAGGUCGGUACUCCUUGCACCUAUUUCAAACUUCGAAACUUAGAGACAACUCAUCAGAUUAUUUAAGCCCGAAUCCUAAUCGACCAUUUCUCGUACUUCAUACGGAGUCAGAAAGGACAAGGCGCGUUAGAAGACGUGCUGUGGAUUGCGACGGCGCUUUAAGUGGGCAAUGCUGCAAAGAGUCAUUUUAUGUAUCCUUUAAGGCUCUCGGUUGGGAUGACUGGAUUAUUGCACCCAGGGGAUAUUUUGCGAACUAUUGUAGAGGCGAUUGCACGGGGUCGUUCAGAACACCAGAUACUUUUCAAACAUUUCAUGCCCAUUUUAUAGAGGAGUACCGAAAAAUGGGCCUCUUGAAUGGAAUGCGACCCUGUUGUGCCCCAAUAAAAUUCUCCAGUAUGUCCUUGAUUUAUUAUGGAGAUGAUGGAAUUAUUAAAAGAGACUUGCCAAAAAUGGUUGUAGAUGAGUGUGGUUGCCCUUAGCCCUGGCCCGAUAUCCUAUAAAUUUUCUGUAUUCCGUCCGGUAGACAUAGACAUAAUGUCCUCGGCUAUCUUCAUUGUCAAAAAAAAGUUUUAUAACAUAAAUAAUAUGUUCUAUGUAACGUUUUACUAAAUCGGGAUAAAAGUGGCGUGUUAUUGACAAUUAAUACAUUUUAUUGUAUUUUAAGAUAGGUUGAUGACAAUAUUUGUAUAUUAACGUACAAAUCCAAAAUUGAGAAAGUGCCUAAAUUAAACCAAAUGUAAAACUUUAAGACUCAUCAAUAACUAUAACUAUCUUUGAAUAUGGUAAAAGCCGCUCUUAAUAAAUUUAAUUAACUUAAACUUCAAUUAACUUUAGCGAAUAUGUGCAUUUUGUUUCAAUAUAAAAUCAUUAUUUACAGCUUACAAUAUAAAAAAACAUGAUUUCUUUUUUUCAAAUUAAUAGUUUGUCAAUUUUAUAAAUCAAUUCAUUUCAAAUUGCAGUUGAAUAAAGCUUUGAACUAUA